GAAAAAUUAUAUUAAAUUGAUAAAGAAUUAGGAGGAACAUCAAAAAAACAAAAUGAUGCAAAAGAUACAUAAGGAGAAUUUGAAAAUAUGUACAAUGAAACUAGAAGAAUAAUGCUAGAUAUAAAAAAGAAAAUAGAAUUUAUUGAUUAAGUAAAAGUAAGAAAUAAAGAUGUUAUAUAACAGGAAUAAGAAAUAAGAGAUUAAUUACAUAAUUGUGAAGAUUUAAUUAGUUAAUUAAAUGAAAUAUUAAAAAAAUAAGCUAAUAAACCAAAAUAAUAUGAUAGAAAUGAUGUUAAUAAAAGAGAUAAAAUGUAUAUAUUUAUCAAAGAAGAACUUUAAAUUUUAAUGGAUAAAAGAGGAUUACAAUAAGAAGGAGGAAACUAAAUUGAUAUUUAAUAAAUUUAACUUGUUUCAUUAUCACAAAUGAAACAAAACAUAAUGAAUGGAAAUAAAUCUAAUUUUAAUAACUAGUAUAGAAAUGAAGCAAAUGAUUAAGAAAAGUAAGCCAUGGAACAAUUCAAAAAAAAAGACGAAGAAAUGGACUUAGUUUUAGAUAGAAUAAAUGAUCAUGCUGAUAUUUUAAAAGGAAAAGCAAUUUAAAUUGGAGAUAAACUUGAUGUUGCUGGAUAAAAAAUUCAAUAAUUAAAUUAAAAAGUUGAUUAAACUUCAAAUUAAUUAGACUCAUCAAAUAAAAAAAUGAAAGAAUUGCUUAAAAAAUACAGGGAACCUAAUAAAUUUUGUUUAGAUUUUAUUUUAAUAGCCUUUUUAUUAGGAUUGCUUGGUGUAGGUUAUACUAUGAUAAAAUGA
Messenger RNA from Ichthyophthirius multifiliis, 807 nucleotides. Its product is annotated as syntaxin-73, putative. The record is from RefSeq and is a predicted model, not a curated record. Lineage: Eukaryota; Ciliophora; Oligohymenophorea; Hymenostomatida. The transcript has 6 exons.